Molecule: messenger RNA, 3327 nt
Organism: Pelobates fuscus (common spadefoot toad)
Lineage: Eukaryota; Metazoa; Chordata; Amphibia; Anura; Pelobatidae
Product: gastrula zinc finger protein XlCGF26.1-like
Exons: 5
Coding region: 136-2382 (748 amino acids)
Biological process (GO): regulation of transcription by RNA polymerase II
Cellular component (GO): nucleoplasm
Molecular function (GO): DNA-binding transcription repressor activity, RNA polymerase II-specific; RNA polymerase II cis-regulatory region sequence-specific DNA binding
Source: RefSeq, a predicted model, not a curated record
GAAUGGACAAAUUUUGCUGGUUUUACCGUGAGAUCAUCGAAAGUAGAAGCAGGCCGAUCUCUUCUUGGUGUUCAUUCGGCCUGUUUGCAACUUCAGUAAACUGGUAGGUAAAGGUAGAAAAUCCAUUACUGAGUCAUGAACAAAAACAGAAAUCAGAAGAUUUUGGAUCUUACCCUGGAGAUUAUUUACCUGGUGACUGGAGAGGACUAUGUGGUUGUGAAAACGAAUGGUGGUAAUGCCCCACAUAGCAGGCGUCCUCUUGUGUCAGAAGAAUCUUACAGUACACAUAACCCCAGCACUGUGCCUUUACUUCACUCACUGACACAUGACAGAAACAAUGAUAAGAAGAUUCUGGAACUGACCAAUCAGAUCAUCCACCUGCUGACUGGAGAGGUUCCAAUAAGGUGUGAGGAUGUCACAGUCUAUUUCUCCAUGGAGGAGUGGGAAUAUUUAGAUGGACACAAGGUUCAUUACAAGGAUGUGAUGAUUGAGAAUCACCAGCCCUUCAGCUCACUAGUAGAUGGGUUAAUGGGAAGACCUACUCAUAAAGGAUUUCAAAGCCCUACUGCUACAUUAGAUGAUGCAAAUGAAUAUAAAAGUGACCUUAACAGAAAUAAAAUCCAGAAGACACAGAGCAACUCUGUACAAAAUGAGGAAGUGGAUUCAUCCUUGUCUGGCGAAGGAAAAAUGAAAGACAUUUCUAUACCUUCAGAACAUAUACAGACAUCUAUUUAUAUCAAGGACGAACCAACAUCAAGUGAAGAAGAAAAUCUCACAGACAUUUAUACGCCAGCACGGCAUACAAAUACAGAUCGUCCAUUUACUCAACUUAGGGAGGAAUCCGCAACAACUAAACAAGUAAAACUUCUAGAUAAUGACAUUUAUAUGCCUACAGACCAUACAAAGACAGAAAAUACAUCUACUUGUAUUAAGGAGGAACCAAGCUCAAGUGAAGAUUUCACGGAUACUGAAAUUUGUACACCACCAACAGAGCAUUCAUGGUCUGAAUGUACAUCUGCUCAUAUUAAGGAGGAAUUAAUCUCAUGGGAGGAAAGGGAUGGUGUAAUAAGUGACCUCUAUACACCCACAAAACCUGCUCGAACAGAAAAUACAUCUAUUCUAAAAGAGGAAUUGGCUUCAUGUAAAGAAAGGAAUGUCACAGAUGUUGAAAUGUAUGCAAAUACACAACAUAUCCAAAUAUUGGAUAUAUUGAUUAAUACUGAAGAAGCUGCAAUGAAGACCAACAUUAAACCCAUCACAAGAGUGAUGGACAAUCAAUAUGAAAAAUCUGAUGUAUCGGUUUGUCAACAAAAUAGCAACUCUGGAAAGGAAUUAUAUACCUGCUCUGUGUGUCAGAAAUGUUUUACUAGCAACUUGGAAUUUACCAACCAUCAAGUGAUUCACACAGAGAAACAAUUUUCUUGCUCUCAAUGUGACCAAUGUUUCUAUAAUAAAUCAAGUUUUGUCAAACACCAGUGGAAUCAUCAUAUGGGAAAGAAACUAUUCCCAUGUUCUGAUUGUGAGAAAUGCUUUACUCGUUCCUCGGAUCUUGUUAAGCAUGAGAGGAUUCAUACAGGAGACAAACCAUUAUCUUGCACUCAAUGUGGCAAAUGUUUUCUAGAUAAAUCAAGCUUUGUAAAACAUCAGUGGAUCCAUAUGGGAAACAAACCGUUCUCCUGUUUGGAAUGUGGGAAAAGUUUUGUUUGUUCAUCCUAUCUUGCUAAACAUCAGAAGAUUCACACAGGAGAGAAACCAUUUCCUUGCUCUGAAUGUGGAAAAUGUUUUAGACGUUCCUCACAACUUGUUAUGCAUCAGAGAACUCACACAGGAGAGAAACCAUUUUCUUGUUCUGAAUGUGGGAAAUGUUUUGCUGUUAAAUCAAAUCUUGUAACGCAUGAGAAGAUUCAUGCAGGAAUUAAACCAUACUCUUGCUCUGAAUGUGGAAAAUGUUUUACUUGCAAGGCAAGUCUUGUUAUACAUCAGAUUAUCCACACAGGAAAGAAACUGUAUUCUUGUACACAAUGUGGGAAAAGCUUUGCUCAAAAAUCAACUCUUUUUACACAUAAAAAGAUUCACACAGAAAGAAAACCAUUCCCAUGUUCUGUAUGUGGGAAAUGUUUUACUCAUAAGUCAAGUCUUACAUUACACCAACGUAUUCACACAGGAGAGAAGCCGUUUUCUUGCUCUGAAUGCGGGAAAUGUUUUACUAAUCGAGCAGAUCUUGUUAAACAUGAGAUGAUUCACACAGGGGAGAACCCAUUCCCAUGUUCUGAGUGUGGCGUAUGUUUUACUCAUAAGUCAAGUCUUACAAAGCAUCAGAAAACCCAUAUGGGAGAGAGACUACUGUGGGACAACAAAAUUAUGGAAACACAAUGCAAAUGAGUUUUACUUUGAAGUCAAUGACGGCUCUAAAUGCAGUUGCACAGUUGAAUCACAGGGUUGAUUGCUAAUGUGUCUGGUGGGGUCUGUCAACCACAAAACAGGUUUGACAAUAAGCCAUUUGAUAUGUGAAUGUCAAAGUCACAUAAGGCAACUUACCGGUGUGCCUCAUAAAGUAAAUUUAUUUAAUGUGUCAAGGGGAAUGGUCUCAACAAUAACUGCAAUGUAGGCUAGACAAGAUUUCUUAGAAAGGUGUUGAACCUCACUUCAAGGGUUACUCAAAGCACCAUGACCACUUAGUUGAUUUUAAGUGAGCAUUGUAUUGUAUCUGAAAAGUCUGUGUUUACCUUUUGAAAUGCUAUAAAUACAGAGGUGAAUUCCUCCACCUCUGUCAUUACCCAGGCUAGAAUCAAGUUACAAGCUCGCUGAUGUCAAUUCUGUGCAAAAUUGGUGUGAGACACCUGCAGGCAUAGCGUGCUAUGGCCCCACUCCCCAUGCUGCCCCUGUCCUAAUUUCAGUUCGUCCUCGCUAACCUUCCUUCCCUUCUGGAGAGGGGGAGUGACGUCAACUGAGGAGCAUCGGGGAGAGCUUUACCCCUGCAGUGGAAUGGAAGUGGAAGCGUAUAUUUAAUUUUUUUUUAAAUUGAGGGGGGGGGGGGACAUCUCAGAAAUAUUUUAAGCAGAAAUAUCACUGGAAAACAAAAAAUAUCUUUUGUAAACUUUACAAAGCUGGGAUUUAUGUCAGGGCUAUAGUUUGAAUCCACUACCCACCGCAAAGCUUGGGUUUUCUUUUUGGUAAUAAAAAGUAAUAUCGUUUGAUAAGUCAUAUUUUACCAGAUUAAUAUUUGGAUAAAACUGAAGGUUGUCUUCAACCCACUAUGGGCACACGUCCAUGCUUAUAAGUAAAUAGGAUCUCCUAAGCAUUGUUAGUACUAACCCUCAGUAGAUG